Molecule: messenger RNA, 1975 nt
Organism: Mesocricetus auratus (golden hamster)
Lineage: Eukaryota; Metazoa; Chordata; Mammalia; Rodentia; Cricetidae
Gene: Pld4
Product: phospholipase D family member 4
Exons: 11
Coding region: 47-1630 (527 amino acids)
Biological process (GO): hematopoietic progenitor cell differentiation; phagocytosis
Cellular component (GO): endoplasmic reticulum; trans-Golgi network membrane; phagocytic vesicle
Molecular function (GO): catalytic activity
Source: RefSeq, a predicted model, not a curated record
CUCAGUCCGAGGUGGGGGUGGGGUGCUCAGAACAGAGAGGAAGUGGAUGGAAGGGGAAGUGACCGGCCAGAGAGGAGGCAGGUGCCCGUACAAGCAAAGCCUGCAGACAGCGUCUGGAGCCAUGAUGGACAAGCCGGGGCCCCCAGAGAUGCUGACACUCCUCCAGACAGCGGUGGAGGUCCCCGAGCGGCCCUGCUGUGCUGCACACCCUGAUCCACACAGUAGAGCCGUCGUGGUACUGGGGAUGCUGGCUGUAGGGGGCCUCAGCUUGGUGACUCUCGUCUUGUUCCUGGGGCAAGUGCCCACCUCCCUGAUGUGCCCCGAGGAAGCCCCCUCCAGGUCCUGGGAGGUCCUGGGAGGAGACACUGGGCAGCAGAGUAACUCUUGUCAGCUCAUCCUUGUGGAGAGCAUCCCCCAGGACUUGACAUUUGCAUCCGGCAGCCCCACUGCCCAGCCCCUGGCCCAGGCUUGGCUGCAGCUUCUAGACUCUGCUCAGGAGAGCGUCCAUGUUGCCUCAUUCUAUUGGUCCCUCACUGGACCUGACAUUGGAGUCAACGACUCAUCCUCCCAGCUGGGAGAGGCCGUUCUACAGAAGUUUCAACAGCUCCUGGUCAGGAACAUCUCCCUGGCAGUGGCCACCCACAGCCCAACAUUGGCCAGGACAUCCACUGACCUCCAGGUCUUGGCUGCCCACGGUGCCCAGAUACGACAUGUUCCCAUGAGGCAGUUUACUGGAGGUGUCCUACACUCCAAAUUCUGGGUCGUGGAUGGGCAGCAUGUCUUCGUGGGCAGUGCCAACAUGGACUGGCGGUCCCUGACGCAGGUAAAGGAGCUGGGUGCCAUCAUUUACAACUGCAGCCAGCUGGCUCAAGAUCUUGAGAAAACAUUCCAGACCUACUGGGUGCUAGGGACUCCGCAAGCGGUUCUCCCGAAAACCUGGCCUCGGAACUUCUCAUCCCACAUCAACCGCUUCCAUCCCUUGCGCGGUCUCUUUGAUGGGGUUUCCACCGCCGCCUACUUCUCGGCCUCGCCACCCGCCCUCUGCCCCCGUGGCCGUACCCGGGAUCUCGACGCCGUGCUGGCAGUGAUGGCGGAUGCUCGCGAGUUCAUCUAUGUGUCGGUGAUGGAGUACUUCCCGACCAUGUGCUACUCUCACCCUGCCAGGUACUGGCCGGUGCUGGACAACGCUGUCCGGGCAGCGGCCUUCAACAGGGGUGUGCACGUGCGCUUACUGGUCAGCUGCUGGCUCAACACAGACCCCGCCAUGUUCGCUUUCCUGAGGUCCCUGCAGGCUUUCAGUAACCCCUCGGCUGGCAUCUCGGUGGAUGUGAAAGUCUUCAUCGUGCCUGUGGGCAAUCACUCCAGCAUUCCAUUCAGCCGUGUGAACCACAGCAAGUUCAUGGUCACAGACAGGGCAGCCUAUAUAGGCACCUCUAACUGGUCGGAGGACUAUUUCAGCAACACCGCUGGGGUAGGCCUGGUUGUCAGUCAGACGACCCCUGGAGCCCAGCCCGGUGUGACCCCGGUGCAGGAGCAGCUGAGACAGCUCUUCAAGCGAGACUGGAAUUCCCGCUACGCCGUGGGCCUGGACAAGCAAGCCCCGAGCCAGGACUGCGUCUGGCAGGGCUGAGGGUGGAGCCCUUUGACUCUGGCCUGAUGCUCUGGGUGGACACUGGGCUUCCAUUCACUCAAGCUCAGAAACUGAGAAAGCAAAAGCCUGUCGCUUGGGGCCCGAGGUUGUCAUCUGGCAAACUGCUGAGAGAGCUCUGGGUGGCUUUCAAGUGAAGGAGAAGCUAAAGCAGAGGACGGCCCACGGCUAUAGGGAGACAAAGCAGCUACACAUAAGUGACCCCAGAACCCAGCCGCGCCUCUCUGGCCUGACCAUGAUGAGUUGCUGUGCCGGUCUUCAGAUGUAACAUUAGAGCUGUCCAGCUGCAACCCCCAAUAAAACCCCGUCACUGGCUUGCAGACCUGA